GAACAAAGUCUUCAUGGAGUUCGAAGGAGGAAAAGGAGCUGAGGGGUCGCCUGAUGUCUGAGGUUCAGCGAAACUUGAGUCGCGACUCGAUUUUGAUAUUUGAUGCUGGCCAUUACAUCAAAGGUUAUCGGUAUGAGUUGUACUGCCUCUCGAAGUCCGUUAAAACUACUCAAUGCGUUGCCGGUGAAUGUCGGGAGCGCAUGGCCGAGAAUUCGGAUCGCCCUCAAAAGGAUCAGUACUCCAGAGAAACAUUUGACCCCUUGAUUCUCAGAUAUGAAGAUCCCGACCCCAAGAACCGGUGGGACUCACCCUUGAUAAUUGUACAAGAGGAACAAGAUGUCCCUUUCGAACAAGUGGACGCAGCGCUUUUCGGCAGAAAAGCUCCAACGCCAAAUCAGGCGACCAUGGCACAACCACAUCUUUCAACCAAUUUCCUGUACGAUCUCGACCGUUUGACGCAGGAAACCGUGGAUAAAGUUCUGAAAAGUCCGGUCGACUACGUCAAUCGAAGAAUCACUCUACCGGAGCUUUCGCGUCUCCGGAGACAGUUCAUAACCUACGUGAAGCAGAAUCCGAUCGAGGACACCAACAAGAUCGGCCCAUUGUUCGAGAAUUACAUUAAGAAUACUGUGAUCUGA
Galendromus occidentalis (western predatory mite) is the source of this 638-nucleotide messenger RNA. RefSeq names its product protein KTI12 homolog. Lineage: Eukaryota; Metazoa; Arthropoda; Arachnida; Mesostigmata; Phytoseiidae. The record is from RefSeq and is a predicted model, not a curated record.